AUGGUAUUAGGGCAAGCAAGAACUUAGUAUGUCCAGCAGUCAUAUUAUCCUUGAUUUUAAAAGCAUAAGAGAGUUGGGAAUGGUACAGAGUUCAAUCAAUAGCGGAGUCAUAAAGCAAACAAAAUCUUCCAUUCAGGGCUUAUUUGUGAGGGAUAGCGGGGUAUCUGCAAUUUUAGUUGGUGGGGAAUGUGAACUACCUUUGGUUCUAUUUUUUGUUCAUUCUGUGAAAGAAUGAAAGAACUAGGAUGGUUAUAUGCUUGUGAAAGCUGAGGGAAAUACCCAUGCAGCUGCCAGCCCUUUGUGACAGCCCAAACUGAUUGAGAAUUCAAGGCUUAAGUGUAUAUUCAGUGUGCAAAGAAAGAAGUGUCCGAUAGCCCGGGGCUACCGCUAGUGGAGUUUGCUAUCGGGUGAGUGAUUCUGUUUUUAACUUGCGUGAUGGGCAAGUGAUGUUAACAAUAACAAUACCAGUACUUCAAUGACCACUGAAGUUCAUUUAGCGUAAUCUACAUGUAGCUGCGGGAAAAAUAGCCUCAAAUACGCUAGAUAUUUUUUGUAAUUAGAAUGUGUAGCAUUAAAAACAGAGAGGGAUGUUUCUGUGCGGGGUAUCAUGGUUGUAAAACCCCGUCAUACUUCAUUAUAAUCUUCAUCACAUUCAUUCAUUUAUUUACUUAUUUAUCUAUUUUAUUUAUUUAUUUUUUGGCUGCUUGGAUUAUUCAUAGAGGUCUAGUGGAACCAGGCAGCCAGUUGAUAAUGGUAAUAAUACUGAGUGGAGUCCAAUUUGGUCUGUAAUCAUACGAGUGAUAAACAAAAUCAGACGACCGCGUAGCGGGAGUCCGAGGUGCUUAAUCACGAGUAGAGUAAAGACGCGGCGGUCGCAUAGCGCGGGAAAAUUCCAUGACUUGCUUCCCUAUGUGGCCGGUUACAGAGCCGGAAGUGACGUAGAAUUAACGAAACUGACUCAUCACCAAGCCACUUAACGAAGCAGUAAUCGAGGUGAUUACGAUUAUCCAAAGAGAGGCUAUUGUAAGUCAAAUGCAACAAAGGGGAUUGCUCUGGCCAAUCAAAUGAGAGGCAACUAAUUAAAUGAACCAAUCAAAAUACAGAGUAAAGACUUGGAGGUGGCAAAGCGCGGAAAAUACUAUGACUUGUUUCACUUUUAGUUGCUUGACACGUGGCCGGUCACAGCGUUGAGGCGGGAAAUUUGCCUUAAGUGCGAAAUAACUUAAAUGCUAACUGGUGAACAAAUUGUUUAUCUUGAGAGUGUUUUCCUUGUAUAUGAUCUGAAAUAUAUGUUGUGUUUGUAAAGGUGACAAGAAUAAAAAGAAAAAGUCUGGGAGUGGCUCCAGUACCUCUUCUAAUAGCGGUUCAUCGACCCCAACGAUUGCUACAGACGGCGCUGCUAAUACCAUUGCUGCCGCUGCUACAAAGCUGAGUCAGGACAGACCAGGGACUCCCUGUAAGUAUAUCCCCACUAUUUUCCGGGUACGUAGAUGAAAUUGUACGGAGUGACCGUAUAAAUGAAACCUAUUUAGCAAAACCUUCGUCAGGUACUAUUUCUUUCACAGUAUUUUACAAACUAGCAUUUUGGAUGUUGUUCCAUUUGUUCCCGAUCAGCUUCAUGUUCCCCGUGUUGAAACAAUUUUUUAAAUUGUCUGGGUUUUUGUAGCAAAAUCAAAGAAGCGCUCAGCAAAAGCAAGUAAAAAAGAUACCCCAGGCGAAGAGGGAAGUCCGGCAAGCAAAAAACCUCGUGUAUCCCCGGCACCUUCCGCGGGAGGGGCAGGAGGAGGCUCAAGAACAAGCACCCCAACACCGACCGGUGGUGAGGAAGGCCCUCAGGGAAUCACUGAGGAAGGCAUGAGAAGGUACCUAACAAGAAAGCCCAUGACCAGCAAGGACCUUUUGCAAAAGUUCAAGAGCAAACGAACGGGCCUGUCAAAUGAUGAGACGGUGAAAAAGCUUGCUGCUAUUGUUAGAAAUAUACAGCCCGAACAGAAAACCAUCAAAGGGAAACUUUAUCUGUCGCUUAAACCACAGAGCUGAGGUGUGCGCGAGAGAAGGUCUCUUGUUUCGUCCCAUUCUCGCUUAAGGUGG
Messenger RNA from Porites lobata, 2091 nucleotides. The record is from the annotation of a GenBank genome assembly. NCBI's taxonomy places the organism in Eukaryota, Metazoa, Cnidaria, Anthozoa, Scleractinia, Poritidae.